Messenger RNA from Paramecium tetraurelia, 1872 nucleotides. RefSeq lists its product as uncharacterized. Lineage: Eukaryota; Ciliophora; Oligohymenophorea; Peniculida; Parameciidae. Gene Ontology annotation, molecular function: protein binding. The record is from RefSeq and is a predicted model, not a curated record. The transcript is spliced from 2 exons.
AUGGCUGAUGAUUUUAUUAAAAUCAAUAAUGAAAAAUAAUCAGAAGAAUAAAAUGAAACAUCUGAGAUUAAUCAAUAAGAUUAGAAGGAAGAAGUUUAAGUUGAAAAGGACAAAAAUAAUAACCCAGAAGUUGAAAAUCCAAAGGAAAAAGAAUUUGUAUUAGAUUUAUGGGAAACAAUAGUCUAAGGAAAUUUUGAUAUAGUCUACAGUUAUGAGGGCAUCAUAGAUUACAAUUCCUUUAGUCAAUAAGGAUUUGCCAUUGUUCAUUAUUUAGCAACUUAAGGAUAGCUAGAUGGUUUAAAAUUGAUGAAAUAAAGAGGAGCUAAUCUGGAUUUAAUGACUUAAACAAAACAAAAUGCAUUGGCAAUUGCUUGUAAUUUUGGUUAUAUUGAUAUCGCAAAAUAUUUAAUUGACUAAGGUUGCUCUAUAGAUAACAGAAAUUUAUCAAAUAUGUCUCCUUUGACAUACGCAAUAAAGAAUAAAAAAUACGCCUUAAUAUUUUAUCUUCUAACUAAAGGAUAGUUUUAAAAUAUAUAAGAUUCAUCAGGAAAUUCCUUUGUUCAUUAUUCAGCCAUUGAAAAUGAUGUUUUUAUGCUUUAAUUUUAUCAUGCUUUUUAAUUAGAAUAUAAUCUGUUUGAUAAAUAAGGAUAAACUCCAUUAACGAAAGCAAUCAAUAGUUGCGCUAUUGAUAGUAUCAAAUUUUUAUUAAGAGAAAAUCCAAAGCUAAUCGAAUAUGCAAUUGAUUUAGAUGUAGUAAAAUCAAAUGAAAGAAUUAAACAAUUAAUAAAGUAUGCUAAAAUAUAAAAAAUGCUGGAGUCUAGUCAAAACUAUUAAAAAAUAAUAAUAUUUAUUUAAACCUAUCAAAAGUAUAUUUUGAUAGUGAGUUUGGUAUUAUUCAUAUUUUUUGAACUAAUUUUAUUUAUUAUUAGUGAAGUUUAGAAAACUUUGAAUGAUGGAUUUUUAGGGUUAAUGUUUGAUAUUGGUUUUAUAAUUGGAAUGUUAUAUUUGAUAUUUUAUGUGGUGUGGUUUAUGCUGAAAACUACGGAUAAUUAGAAUUAAGGAACUAAACUCAUCUAAAAAAGAAUGCCAGAGCUAAGCAGCUAAAACAGGGAAGCAUCUGAGGUUAAUGUUGUUAUAAAGGAGGAAGAAUAGAAAUAAAUAGAAAUAAAGCCGAUAUAAUAGAAAGAAACUUUAAGAUACCAACGAUUCUAAGCAGACGAAUAUAUGCCUUUAGCUGGGGUUAUGAAUGCUGGAUAAAUGUAGGAAGAGAAUGGGAAUGAAGAGGAGGAAGAAGAGAAUGAAGAUAUUAAUAAUAAUUAAGAAGAAGAGGGAUUAAAUGAAAAAUAGUAAUUCUUGAAGAAAUUUCAAAAAGAUAGCCGAUUGAAAUUUAAUCUAUAUCAAAAUGACAUGACUCCAUCGUUUUUAGAAGGAAUUACUCUAAAAGACUUUUUAUAGUUGAAUUAUAAGCCAGUUGAAGACUUAAUAGAUCAAAUGCAUACAAAACCUUCUUACUAUUUUAAAUUUGCUAAUAAAAUCAAUUAAUUCAAGCAAGAAAUAAAUUCUCUUUUGGAAAUUAAUGAUCCACUAUGGUAUAACGGAUUUACGAUAAUUCAUAUUGUUUACUUUUUAUUUGAGACAAAUAGGUUUAAAUUAUUGCACAGAAUAGAUUGGAAUAGAAUUUGCUUUACAUGUCUUUCAUAUAAACUACCAAGAACUUAUCAUUGUUCAAGUUGCAAUAUGUGUGUAAUUUAUUUGAGUUUAGAUUUAGGUUAAAGAUUAUCACUUCCAUUCUAAAUUUUUUGGUAAAUGCAUUAAUUCAACUAACCAUUUUUUUUAUUUUCUAUUUGUUCUUUCAUUUACAAUCUUGAUUGA